AUGGACCCGCUGUCAAGAAGCCAGUCCUCCGAAACCCAGCAGGCAGCCCAAACCCCGCUAACCUCCUAUCGCUGGCACACAGGAGGUGGGGGAGAGAAGGGAUCUGGAGGGUUCCACUGGGGCCGCCUUACCAGCUGGGGGAGGGCACUGAGCCACCAGGAACCCAUGGUCAGCAGCCAACCUGCCCGUCGCUCGCUGUUCCGUCGUGUCGUCUCCGCGCCCCCCAAGGAAUCUCGCAAGAACCACCUCAGACUCUCCAAGUCCCUCUGGGGGAGGCAUAAGAGCCCACCGCUGGAGCCAGAGCCGGAGCCAGAAGCCUCAGAGCCGGAGCCAGAGCCGGAGCCCCCAACCCCACAGAUCCCUGAGGCCCCCCCACCCGAUGUGCCUGUCUGGAACAUCGAAGCCUUCACUCUGCUGGACGGGAGGCUGGUGCUGCUCGGGGGUGAGGAAGAGGGGCCUCGCCAGUCCAGGAUGGGGAGCGCCAGCUCUGAGAGCAGCAUCCAGGUGGCCCUGGGGAACCUCAGGGAUGCAGACCGAGUGCCUGGGAAGACUGAGCCAGAGGCUGCUGGCCCCAACCAGGUCCACAACGUCCGGGGGUUGCUCAAGAGGCUGAAAGAAAAGAAAAAGGCCAGGUCAGAGUUGGGAGCCAAUGCCUCUCGGGAUGGGCCCCCCAGUGCUCUGGGCUCUAGGGAAUCGCUGGCCACACUCUCCGAACUGGACCUGGGUGCCCAGCGGAAUGUGCGGGUUUGGCCACUGCACCCCAGCCUCUUGGAUGAGCCCCACUGCUUCCAGGUAACUUGGGCAGGCGGGAGCCGCUGCUUCUCGUGUCGCUCGGCCGCAGAGAGAGACCGCUGGAUCGAGGACCUUCGUCGCCACUUCCAGCCCAGCCAGGACAACGCGGAACGCGAGGAGACGUGGCUGAGCGUGUGGGUGCACGAAGCCAAGGGGCUGCCCCGGGCGGCGGCGGCGGGGGCGCCAGGAGCGCGCGUGGAGCUGUGGCUGGACGGCGCGCUGCUGGCGCGCACGGCGGAGCGGGCCGGGCCGGGCCCGCUCUUUUGGGCGGAGCGCUUCCACUUCGAGGCCCUGCCGCCGGCGCGCCGCCUGUCGCUGCGGCUGCGGGGAGCCGGCCCCGGGGGCGCCCCACUGGGCCGCGCGUCGUUGGCGCUGGAGGAGCUGGGCGCCCCCCGCGCGCCCGCCGCCGGCCUGGAGCGCUGGUUCCCGCUUCUCGAGGCCCCCGCCGGCGCGGCGCUGCGGGCGCGCAUCCGGGCGCGGCGCCUGCGCGUGCUGCCCUCGGAGCGCUACAAGGAGCUGGCGGAGUUCCUCACCUUCCACUACGCGUGCCUGUGCGGGGCCCUGGAGCCGCAGCUGUCGGCGCAGGCCAAGGAGGAGCUGGCGGCUGCUAUGGUGCGCGUGCUGCAGGCCACCGGCCGGGCGCAGGCAUUGGUGACAGACCUGGGAACCGCGGAGCUGGCACGCAGUGGAGGCCGCGAGGCGCUGCUGUUCCGGGAAAACACAUUGGCCACUAAGGCCAUCGAUGAGUACAUGAAGCUGGUGGCACAGGACUACCUCCAAGAGACGCUGGGGCAGGUCUUGCGGCGAAUCUGUGCCUCCACUGAGGACUGUGAGGUGGACCCCAGCAAGUGCCCAGCCUCAGAGCUGCCCCAGCACCAAGCCAGACUGCAGAGCAGCUGUGAGGAGGUCUUCGAGGACAUCAUCCACUCCUAUGACUGGUUUCCAGCAGAGCUGCGCACCGUGUUCUCAGCCUGGCGAGAAGCAUGCAAGGCACGAGGCUCCGAGGCAUUGGGCCCCCGGCUGGUGUGUGCUUCUCUCUUCCUGCGGCUCCUGUGUCCCGCCAUCUUGGCACCCAGCCUCUUUGGCCUGGCACCACAGCACCCAGCACCUACUCCGGCCCGCACUCUCACAUUGAUUGCCAAGGUCAUCCAGAACCUUGCCAACCGAGCCCCGUUUGGUGAGAAGGAAGCCUACAUGGGCUUUAUGAAUAGCUUCCUGGAGAAUCAUGGACCUGCCAUGCAACGCUUCCUGGAUCAAGUGGCCAUGGUGGAUGUGGAUGCAGCACCCAGUGGUUACCAGGGCAGCAGUGACCUAGCCCUCCAGCUGGCAGUCCUGCAUGCCCAGCUCUGUACCAUCUUUGCUGAACUCGACCAGGCAACCCGCGACAGCCUGGAGCCCCUGCCCACCAUCCUGCAAGCCAUUGAGGAAGGCCGCCCUGUACCUGUGUCUGUGCCGAUGCGUCUUCCACCACCACCCCCAGCCCAGGUCUAUUCCAGUUUUUCCGCAGGGGAGAAGCCCGGCUUCCUGCCCCCUCGGGACCUCCCCAAGCACACCCCUCUCAUAUCCAAGAGCCAGUCUCUGCGCAGCGUCCAUGGCUCGGGAAGUUGGGCCCGGCAGCGGCCAGAGGAGGAGCGGCCCCGACGGCUGCCCCGGCCGGUACAGCGCACGCAGAGCGUCCCGGCCGGCCGCCCAGCUCGCCGCUGCCCUUCCGCAGCGGGACCUAGGCCUCGACCCAAGGGCUCCCUGCGCUCCGGCCCCCAGCCCCGCGGCCGGCCCUGGACCGGGGCCUCGGCCUCGCUGCCUCGGAAGCCGUCCGUGCCCUGGCAGCGCCAGCUGGAUCAACCUCGAGGCACAGACCAGGCGCUAAGCCCGCACCGACCCAUGGGCAAGCUGACGGAACUGCAGGGCGAGGUGGCCACCCUGCGCGAGGAGCAGAAGGUGCUGUCGGGCCUCGUGGAGUCCCUGCGCACCCACCUGCGGGCCUUGACGGAGCAGCAGCAGCAGCUUCGCAGCCAGCUGGAAGGCCUGGACUCCAGGCUUCGGGGAAGGACCUCGCAUUUGGAUCCAGAGUGCGGCCCACCAAGCAGUGAGGCCCACAAGCUGAAAAAUCUGGAGCGCCGCCUGUCUGAAAUGGAGAGUUCUCUAGCCCCGCUGAGGGAUGCCGUCCAGAGCCUGCAGCAUCUUCAUACUACGACGAUAGGGUCCAGGAGCCAGCCCCUGCCUCUCAAAGCACGCUGUGUGAAUGGAGACACCACCUGA
Molecule: messenger RNA, 3051 nt
Organism: Pipistrellus nathusii (Nathusius's pipistrelle)
Lineage: Eukaryota; Metazoa; Chordata; Mammalia; Chiroptera; Vespertilionidae
Source: the annotation of a GenBank genome assembly